Molecule: messenger RNA, 1110 nt
Organism: Alternaria alternata
Lineage: Eukaryota; Fungi; Ascomycota; Dothideomycetes; Pleosporales; Pleosporaceae
Product: NAD(P)-binding protein
Exons: 2
Coding region: 206-1063 (285 amino acids)
Cellular component (GO): cytoplasm
Molecular function (GO): oxidoreductase activity, acting on the CH-OH group of donors, NAD or NADP as acceptor
Source: RefSeq, a predicted model, not a curated record
CGACCCAUCUCCACGCCCCAUGGCCACAACCACGAUGAUGCCUGCCGCGCAGCUUAGCCGGAGGAUGCGUCCGAUCGGCAAAGACGCGAGCUUGGAGCAAGAGUCACCGGAACGACAUAUAGUACCUUUUACUUGCAAACCCUAGAGUUACCUUCGCAACUCGCAUCAUAUCUGGAAUAAACGGAGUAAAAGGAUAAUAACAAACAUGUCAAAACCGGUGGCUAUCGUAACAGGUGCAGGCUCCGGCAUCGGCGAAGCAGUAGCAACCCACCUGUACAGCAAAGGCUAUAAAGUCGUCAUCGCAGACCUGAAUCCAUCAUCAGGCGAACGUGUAGCCGCAAGCCUUGGCCCCGACGCGAUUUUUCACCAAACCGAUGUUUCCUCCUAUAAAUCGCAAGCACAGCUCUUCAAGCGCGCUUACGAAUGGGGUGGCAACCGUCUGGACUUUUGCCAUGCAAAUGCUGGUAUCGACGAUAGACAGAACAUCUUUGAGGAUAUGGACAAGGAAGAGGUGGAUGAAGAAGGUCUGGUGAAGAAGUUGAAUACGAAGACUAUGGAGGUCAACCUCGAGGGCGUGAUGCAGGGAUUGUGGCUGUUCAAGUAUUAUGUUAGAAGAAGCAAGGAGGCAGGUGGUGGGAAGGGUAAAUUCGUCGCCACGAGUAGUGCGGCCGGUUUAUAUUCCAUGAUACAAUGCCCUCAGUACACAGCCAGCAAGUAUGGCGUGGUGGGUCUGUGCCGCGCCUCUGGACCCGUAUUCGUCAAGGAGGGCAUCACAGUUAACGCAAUCUGCCCAGCCUUUAUUCCAACAAACCUCUGUCCUCCAGAAGUCGCAAAGCGCUGGCCUAAAGAGCACAUUACGCCUUUGUCAACAGUGAACAAGGCUAUUGAUGCUUUUUUAGCAGAUGACACAUUGACCGGCCAGGCUGUAGAGUUGUCUCAAGAGAAUAUCUAUUUUAGGCAGCCGGUCGAUUACCCGAACGAAAGCCAGCGGUGGAUUGGCGAGGAGAGUGAUAAGAUCUGGAAUUUAGGCUACCAGGAACCACCAAAGAGGCAAGGAUACUGAGAAAGAUACAGCAAGUAGUACUUUUACAAUGAUCAAAACUCCUGUUC